This is a messenger RNA of Magnusiomyces paraingens, 4101 nucleotides long. RefSeq lists its product as uncharacterized. Bases 1 to 4101 code for a protein of 1366 amino acids. The record is from RefSeq and is a predicted model, not a curated record. Gene Ontology annotation, biological process: intracellular signal transduction; protein phosphorylation; negative regulation of glycogen biosynthetic process. Lineage: Eukaryota; Fungi; Ascomycota; Dipodascomycetes; Dipodascales; Dipodascaceae. Gene Ontology annotation, cellular component: cytosol; nucleus; cytoplasm. Gene Ontology annotation, molecular function: protein serine/threonine kinase activity; ATP binding. The transcript has a single exon.
AUGACGACGACGACAGACUCGAAAACUUCACCACCAAGUCCAUCCCCUCAUCUCAUGUCUGAACGUCGACGUCCUUCAUUUCAUAUCGACACUUCCUCAGACGAAGAAGAAGAACCAGAAGUUGGUUCUCCUGGGUCAGACUCUUUGAUUCUUAAUAAUCAUAAUGAUAAUAAUCAUCAUAAUAAUCUAUCAUCACCUACAAAUAACAAACCUUCAACAAUAAACCAUGCAUUAAAUUCAAAUCCAUCUCCUAUCAUAUCUGCAUCUUCUUCUUCAUCUUCUCCUCCAUAUUCACAUAAACCUCCACCGAUCUCACUUGUCUCCCGCAGAAGAUCAUCGGAGUUAAAAACUGUGUCAACUUCUCCAACUGCAACUUAUAUGCAACAGCAACGUGUUCCUUCUGCUCAUAAUCCACACCUCCAACAACAACAACAACAACAACUACAACAACACCCUCAUCUCGCAGGGUUUGGCUCUUAUACACAGCUCUCGGCCUUGUUACAACAACAUCAACCAACACCCAUGAGUUCAGAGCUGGUCCAACGGUUUACCUCUCAGUCCCUCCAUUCCUUCUCCUUUGCCUUUAUUUCCCAAAAUGCAAUCUCUUCUCGAUUAGACAUUUUAAAACGUUCCCUCGAGUUUCUCCGUGAUAACCCGGCCCUCACAAGUAUGAGCAACUUCCCCUCAACAUCCUCAACUACAGCCCUCGAGGACUUUUUCAAGUCUCCAAUCCCCUCCCGUACCCAGUUACGCUCCUCUGCCUCUUCUGCCGCUCUCUCCAUGCUGGCAAACUAUCCAGCCAUGGGUGCCGCUGGUCUUGCAUCAAGUGCUAAUCUCCUAGCCUCUGCUUCUUCUGCUUCUUCCGCGGGUUCUUUAAAUACCCCUUCUACAGCAGCUCCCAUGGCUCGAGGCGCCACCACAGCUAACGCAACAUCCUCAGCUCAUGCCUUUUUAGGAGAACCCUCAAACACUCUCUUUGACAACAACCUCAAGUCCAUCCUGACCCUCUUGGAAAACGCCCACGUAUUCCCUGCUUCUGGUCCCUCACCCUCUAUCGAGAACUCAUCUUCAAACUCUAAACUUUAUUCAGUUCUCGCGGCUACUAAAAACAAUAGCAACAACAAUAACAAUAACAAUAACAGCCAACAACAACAACAACAACAACAACAACAACAACCAACUCCAUUCAAGCCAAUCACAAAUGAUGAAUCUAUCGUGGCUGAUACCACCGCCCCAGCUCUACCCCAGCUACCAAAUCAUACCCCUAAACAUUUAUCACCAUCACCUAGCAAAAAGAAGCAAAGUAGCCUCUUGGAGCCCCUCAAGUUUCGUAAAAGAACUAAAACAAACAUUGCCACCUUUCACCUCCAAGCACAGCUCCUCGAUGCCCUCGCUACCCCUUACUAUGACCCAUACUGGACUAACCUCAUCCAGCGUACCGGCACAGUCUCUUCCAUGCCAACAAUAUCAACCUCGGCAUCCACAGUAGAUCUCAAGUCGGCAGGUUUGAGAAACCCUUCAAUGUUCUCUUCUGCGUCCUCUAUCCUUCACCCCAUCUCCUCCCGCUUCUCUUCAAACCAAGCCGUCUUCACCACCUCCUCCGAAGAACCCUACCGCAUCCUUGCAUCAAAUGACAUUAGUUGUCUGGUCUUUGGCAUGUCCAAGCUCGAAAUCCGAAGACAAACCAUUUCAGAUAUCGUAGGUACAAACUUUCGCGAAGGUGUCAUUGAACGUGCCCGCAACUGCCCUCCCAACACAACCUUUUUCUGCGGUGAACUUGUCCCUAUUGUAAAAUGCACUGGCCAGUCUGGCCUCGCAAGCUUUUUUGCCAAAAAACACAAUUCUGGAAUCAUUGCCUGGGUCAUUGAGGAAAUCGCUCACGACCGUGCUAAUCUUACAGUCAACCUAACAAAUGGAUCCUUAUCUGUCUCGGGGCCUCAGAAACAUGUUCUUUUCCCCUCUGACAAUGAUGAAAACUUAAACAUCCGUGACACCUUUUCUGGUAUCCCCGAGGAUCUUCGCGUCAUGGCAAACAACCUGCGUAACAAUAAGAGACACGUGGAAAAUCACGUUACCGUCUCGGGUAACACCAUUGUCCCUACAAUGUUGCAAAUUGCUGAUGAUGAUAAGCCCGACCAAGAUGAUGGUAACAUUCUCUCGCUCCAACUUGUCUCCAUCCCUCAUAUGGCCGGUAUCAUCUUGCUUGACCCAGAGCACAUGACCAUUGCCGGAUACAAUGCUUCCGUUGUCGAACAGCUCUUUGGCUACCCGGAAACCGACACAAAACACUGCGUCGGAUGGUCCAUUGAUGAGCUUAUCCCUAACUUUACCGCCUAUGUAGAGCGUAUUGAGCGCACCUGUGACCUCAACCUGCGUGGUCGUAUGCACCAGGGCUUGGUAGUACCUGAGCAUUUGUUUAGAAAGGCUGCUGUCGAGAUUCAAAUGGAGCAGCAGCCCAAAUCCCAGUCUGGUUCUGAAGUUGACUCGCCUCUUGGAAGUGAAACUGUUACAGCUAGAGCCUCUCCUGUUUCUACUGAAGAGUCCUCUGACCAGGAAUCUGGAGAUGAGCUGGCUGAGCUCCCCUCGCAUUUACCCAAUGGCCAUAUUGCUCCCGCUCUGGCCUCUAGCUCCAAUUUGCACCAGAGGUUUGCCUUGAGCGAUGGAGGAGGUUUCAUGCCUAAAAAACAGCUGGACACCAUUUCGGCCUUUAUGGACUCGAAAGGUAUUGAAGCGCUUCAUCGCGAUGGUAUCUCUCUUACGGUUGACGUGCAGAUGCGCAUCAUUGGUGACGGCAAUGCCGCUCUUUGGGUGACGUACUCACGCAACAUUACUGGUCAGCAAGAAUCAAACCAGAUUCCAUCCCAGUUUACGCUUUUCUCAAUGAAGAAUAAGGCUGCGGCUUCUAUUAAAAAGUCUUCUUCUUCACGAUCUAUCAAUGGCCGCCAUAGCAAUAGCUCCACACAAAGCGACCAAAGUAGUGGUAGCUCUAGCUUUAGUUCUCUCUCAGAACCAGCAGCUUCUAAUGAAUCUCUUGCUAAACUUGCCAAUGGCCAACCUUUGACACCAUCUCAGUCACACCAGGACGAAAAGCCUGUAACACCAGAGUCUAAGCCAGUUUCUCAAUCUUCAAACGACUCUACAGUGACUACCACUGCAACUACAGAAACAACUACCACCGCAGCUACCACUGUCACUACUAGUACGCCGCGUGCUCAAAUCAUUUCUCAGUCAAGCAGUGAUACUCCCAACUCAGCAUCAUCCGCAUACUCGAUCCAUAUCCCCGAGUUGGGUGCACGGAGACGUGAAAAAACGCUGGCAGACUUUAAGAUUCUCAAGCGGAUGGGAGAAGGUGCCUACGGAAAGGUUAUUUUAGCCGAGUACGCCUGUGAACCUCCUCUUCGAGUCAUUCUCAAAAGUGUCAUUAAGGAGCGUAUUUUGGUUGACACCUGGACCCGCGACCGCAAGCUAGGAACAAUUCCAUCGGAAAUCAAGGUCAUGGCUGUACUCACCAAAUGGCCGCACGAUAACAUUGUGCAAUUACUGGAUUUCUUUGAGGACGAAGAGUAUUUCCAUAUCGAAAUGGAGCCGCACGGAAAUCCUGGCACAGAUCUGUUUGACUUGAUUGAGAACCAACCCGAUAUGCCCGAAUCGCAGUGCCGCAAUUUGUUUAAGCAGGUUGUUUCUGCAGUGCGGCACUUGCACUCGCACGAUAUUGUGCACCGCGACAUUAAGGACGAAAACGUGAUUGUGGACGGCUCAGGGCUCGUCAAGUUGAUUGAUUUCGGAAGUAGCGCGUUUGUGCGCCAAGGCCCCUUUGACGUCUUUGUGGGUACUCUUGACUAUGCCGCGCCAGAGGUACUUGCCGGUAAACCUUAUGAGGGCAAGCCUCAAGAUGUCUGGGCGCUUGGCAUUUUACUCUACACUAUUAUCUACAAGGAAAACCCGUUUUACAAUGUCGAUGAGAUUAUGGACCAUGACUUGCGUGUGCCCUUUGUCAUGUCGGAACCUUGUAUCGAUCUCAUCCGUAUGAUUCUGACAAGACCUGUCCGCAAACGGCCCUCGGUCGAAGAUAUUUGGAACCACCCUUGGAUCCAAGCUUAA